GAGCGGGCACUGAGAGCGGGCACUGAGAGCGGGCACUGAGAGCGGUGAGUGCGGGACGGGACAGCCCGCACUGAGAGCAGGGGGGCAGGAAGAGACAUUCCCUGGAGAGGGGCUGAAGGAUGACAGCCAUCCUGGAGCGGCUCAGCACGCUGUCCCUCAGCGGGCAGCACCUCAGCCGGCUGCCCCGGCUGCUGGAGGACGGCCUGCCCAAGAUGCCAUGCACGGUGAAGGAGUGCGAGGUGCCGCAGCUCUUCCGCGAGCCCUACAUCCACAGCGGCUACCGCCCCACCGGCCAGGACUGGCGCUACUACUUCCUCAGCCUCUUCCAGAAGCACAACGAGGUGGUCAACGUGUGGACUCAUCUCCUGGCGGCUUUGGCCGUGCUGCUGAGGUUCAAGACGUUUGUGGAGGCCGAGCAGUUGCUUGUGGAUGCGUGGUCCUUGCCGUUGCUCAUCUUUGUCCUCUCCUCUGUCACCUACCUGACCUGCAGCCUCUUGGCCCACCUGCUGCAAUCCAAGUCGGAGCUGUACCACUACACCUUCUACUUUGUGGACUAUGUUGGAGUCAGCAUCUACCAGUAUGGCAGUGCCCUGGCUCAUUUCUACUACAGCUCUGACCAAGCCUGGUAUGACAAGUUCUGGCUUUUCUUCCUGCCAGCAGCAGCUUUCUGUGGCUGGCUGUCCUGUGCUGGCUGCUGCUACGCCAAAUACCGGUACCGACGGCCUUACCCCAUCAUGAGGAAGAUGUGCCAGGUGAUCCCAGCAGGGCUGGCUUUCAUCCUGGAUAUCAGUCCCGUGGCUCACCGGGUGGUUGUGUGUCACCUGGGGGGCUGUGAGGAGGAUGCUGCUUGGUACCACACGUACCAGAUACUGUUUUUCCUUAUCAGUGCUUAUUUCUUUUCCUGCCCUGUCCCUGAGAAAUACUUCCCUGGCUCCUGUGAUAUUGUUGGCCAUGCCCACCAGAUCUUCCACACCUUCCUGGCCAUCUGCACCCUGUCACAGCUGGAGGCCAUUCUUUUGGAUUACAAGAACAGGCAGGAGAUUUUCCUGAAGAGACACGGGCCUUUCACCGUUUAUCUCUCCUGCAUCUCUUUCUUUGGCUUGGUGGCCUGCAGUGCCAUCACAGCUUACAUCCUGCGAUGCAGGAUCAAGGCCAGCCUGGCUAAAAAGGACUCCUGAGAGUCACGGAUUUGACAGGCAUGACAUCACCAGAGAAAAUCAAGGAAAAGGGCAUAACAUACUAGAGACAUGACUGUCUUACUUGCCUAACACGCUGUGACUAACCAGGACCCUGGAUUCAGAUGGAGGGCUGGACACUUCAUGCUGGAUGCAUUUUCACAGCAGGGAUUGCCUUUUGCCAUCCCGGGGGGAGCAUGGAGUGUUUUAAGCCAGAACAAGUCACUGAACCAAAGAUGCUGAAAUAGGCAGAGGUUCCUUGUUCAUUCUGGUAGAGCUGUGGGUGAGACCUUGCUGAAGGUCAGGGAGGGCAGCCUGGAGGCUGUGGGACUGCAGAAGGGUGUGCCAGGGCUCACAACACCACGAGGAGCACAGCUGGAUGUGAUGACCUCUCUGUGUUUGGCCAUAUCUGUGUGAGAACUGUUCCUGUCAAAGGCAGUAGGAAGGUUUUGGGAAGUUUGUGUUUCUAGGAUUGCGGUGUGAGGGCACAUGUGGCACCGUGGCUGCUAGAAUCCUUUUCCUGUUCCAGCCAGGUUCUCUCUGAGCUCCCCUUUUCAAGGGUGUCAAUGCCAGGGCACUUAGAUGGCUUUGGGAAAACAUCUUUGGAG
Molecule: messenger RNA, 1783 nt
Organism: Melospiza georgiana
Lineage: Eukaryota; Metazoa; Chordata; Aves; Passeriformes; Passerellidae
Gene: PAQR8
Product: progestin and adipoQ receptor family member 8
Exons: 2
Coding region: 120-1178 (352 amino acids)
Biological process (GO): response to steroid hormone
Cellular component (GO): plasma membrane
Molecular function (GO): nuclear steroid receptor activity; steroid binding
Source: RefSeq, a predicted model, not a curated record